Leptopilina heterotoma is the source of this 2392-nucleotide messenger RNA. It is a transcript of the gene mrj, whose product is annotated as dnaJ homolog subfamily B member 3. The transcript is spliced from 6 exons. Lineage: Eukaryota; Metazoa; Arthropoda; Insecta; Hymenoptera; Figitidae. Gene Ontology annotation, molecular function: Hsp70 protein binding. The record is from RefSeq and is a predicted model, not a curated record. Bases 221 to 922 code for a protein of 233 amino acids.
ACAACAGGAGGGCUGGCAGUCGCGUUUCUCCCCUUUUGUCGUGCAGCAAGAACAGCCGAUUGUCCGUGUUCACCUCUUGUUUCCUCCCUGUUCGAACAAAAUUUGUUCGUUUUCCAGUGUCGAAUUUAUCAGUGAGUGCGUGUUAAUUCAAUUAUAAACAGGAGCCACUUUUAUUUGGUGGUUGCCUAAGACUUGACACUCAAUUGAGAAGACAGGGACAAUGGUUGACUACUACAGAACCCUCGAUGUCUCGCGGACAGCUUCGAGCGGAGAUAUCAAGAAAGCGUACAGAAAAUUGGCCCUCAAAUGGCAUCCAGACAAAAAUCCUGAAAAUUUAGAAGAAUCGACGAAAAGAUUUAAAGAGAUCUCAGAAGCCUAUGAAGUUUUAAUCGACGAACGAAAGAGACGAGUUUACGAUAAGCAUGGAAAGGAAGGUCUUCAAAUGCCAGGUGGCAAGAGACGUCACGAGGACGACUUUGAAGAUGUCUUUGCCAGCACAUUCGUUUUCAGAGAUCCAGAAGAUGUUUUCAGAGAAUUUUUCGGUGGCACACCGUUUGAAGAUCUAUUUGGAGGAUUUGGUGGAAAUAUAUGGGGAGGAGGCAGGCACAGUCAUUCUAGUAACAAUAGCUUAAGCACAUCUUUCUUUUCGCCGUUCGCACCAUUCGAUUUCGGAGGUUUGAUAAGUAACGGAGGUGGAGGAGGUGGAAAUUUCACUUCAUUUAAUUCCAUUAACACCUUUAGUGGACCUAGCACUGGAUCUUCUAUGAAGCGAACCAGCACGUCCACGAGAUUUAUUAACGGAAAGAAGAUCACCACCAAGAAAGUAACUGAGAAUGGAAAGGAGACGAUAAUGUCCUAUGAGAACGAUGUUCUAAAAUCGAAAACAGUGAACGGAGUGCCUCAAUCCAUAACGUACAGCUAAAUUUUUCACUCAUUCGCUCGAGCUUAAAAUAAUCGAUUGAAAAAAUUCCUCUUCUCACACAAUUCUCACACAAUUUACUCCAAAAAAACAAAAAUGAUUAAAAAAAAACGGAAAAAAAAACAAAAUUUUUUCGCAAAACCGACAAUGUCACUACUUUUAUCAAUGUUCAAUCCACAUUUUGACGAUCAACACGUUUUUUUAUAAGGCUCGUCAUCACGGUAAAAGAAUCACCGUUUAGCCAUUAAACGUUGUUUUAGAAAAAAAUGAUUUCAUAAAAAUGAUUUCAAUAAAAAUGAAUAAAAAAAAAUCUCCAAAAAAAAUUAAAAUAAAACUUGAUGAAAGCCUUGCAUCGCUGGUCGACGUAAUGCUCUUGACUGCACUUUCGUCUAAUCCUUCACACUAAACUAAUGACUGUGAUAAGGCGAACAGUUCGAGCGAGCGGAUACUAAAUCUGAAAGUUACUAAUGAAAAAAAAGUCUCCUAUUGUCAUCAAUCUUUCGUCUUUUUUUUUUAUACAUAUAUAGAUAUCAAAAGUUGAAAAACAAAUGUCGACAAUUUAUCACGCAAAUACAUAACGAUUCUUCUGAAAAAAACAAAUUCUUCACGUAAACAAAUAAAAAAAUCAAAUUUGAUUUUUUUUCAAUAAAAAAAAAAAUUGAUUUUAAUUAUUAAAAUUAAAAAAAAAAUGGUGAAUAUAAUUAUAAUUGAUGAAUUGUAUUCACUGGUGAUAGUUUAGUUUAAAUUAUUAACUAGGGUGUUUUUGUAAAAUAAUUGUGUAAAAAGAAAAAAAUUACACCUCGUGAAGUAAUCAUUAUGAAUUUUUGGUGAUCUUGAUUUAUAAAAAAAAACAACUUCAACGAUUAAUUGUGUCGUCGUUUUUUGUCAACUGAGAGAAAAGCAAUUAGUAAUUAAGCGAUACAGAAUUCAUAUCCAUUUUAAAAUAUCACGUUCCAGUGAAAACGAAAUCUCUUAUACAGAAGUAAUAUUUUCAACACGUCCGCAUUUUUUUAGAAGUUUUUAAUAUUUAUCUUUUGGAUUUGUUCAUUUUUUUUUUUUUUAAUGAAAUGAAUAAUAUUACUUCUUGUAAGAGAGAAAAAGAAAGAAUUGUCUCUGUAAAUGUAAGAAUUUUCUCCCUCCCCCGUCAUCAUAUAUAUAAACGUACAUCUUACACUUUAAGUGUUUACUGAACGUCGUAAAAUUAAGUGUAAUGAUUGUCAAAUUAAAUUAUUCCUAGUAACAAUGAAACAUUCAACACUAUAAUUGAAAAUGACUUUGUGAAUCAGAUGGCUCAUUUUCUUAAGAGCAAAUUAAGUAUUUUCUCAAUAGGUUCCAUCUUUUUAGCGUACACUUAAGUUUAUCUUAUUUUACCCUUUCAUUUUAAGUAUAAUUAUUAAUCGCGUAUGUGUAUAUAAUGAUAAAAAAAAAAUCAAGUGUUAAGCUUCAAAAACAAAAAUACAUUAUUAUGAUUCA